Messenger RNA from Anguilla rostrata (American eel), 7970 nucleotides. RefSeq names its product collagen alpha-1(V) chain-like. The transcript has 66 exons. Gene Ontology annotation, molecular function: extracellular matrix structural constituent conferring tensile strength. Gene Ontology annotation, biological process: extracellular matrix organization. Bases 272 to 6067 code for a protein of 1931 amino acids. NCBI's taxonomy places the organism in Eukaryota, Metazoa, Chordata, Actinopteri, Anguilliformes, Anguillidae. The record is from RefSeq and is a predicted model, not a curated record.
CCGCCCCCCUUACGCGUGGACACAGAAAGGGGGCAUCAUCAGCGCAAUCAAAUAGGCGCACAGAGCUGCCAGAUCGGAAGAGCGCAGAGAGAUUUUCCAUUCAGAAAUAACUCUCGGGUGGAGUUAACACCGCAGACGUAUGGCAAAUGAAUCCAUAACAUUUUUAUUUCAGUGAAAACGUGCUUGUUCCCCUACUGGCUAGACAUUGUCACCAGUAUUAAACUUGAUUUUAGGAACUUAUCAACUUUACCUGUGGCUGUGAUUUGUGGCCAUGGAUACCCGCAUGCGAUGGAAAGUACAACCGUGGGCACAAGACCUUGUCCUUCCAUUAGCAACAGUUAUUAUUUUUCUCGCUCCGCAAGUCCGUUCAGCUGAACCUGCUGAUCUCCUGAAGAUAUUCGAUUUUCCCAGUCUGCCAGAAGGAGUGACAAAAACAACAGGUUUCUGUGCUCAUAGGAAGUCUUCCAAAGGACCUGAUGUGGCUUAUAGAGUAUCCAAAGAAGCACAGCUUAGCGUACCCACCAAACAGCUUUACCCUGACUCCGGCUUUCCAGAGGAUUUCUCAAUUCUGGCCACGGUAAGGCCAAAAAAAGGCAGCCAGCCAUUCCUCCUGUCCGUCUACAAUGGGAAGGGCAUCCAACAGCUGGGUGUGGAGCUGGGACGCUCUCCCAUAUUUCUGUAUGAAGACCACUCUGGGAAACCUGGGCCAGAGGACUACCCACUAUUCAGGGGAGUCAACUUGGCUGACGGAAAGUGGCACAGAGUGGCCAUCAGUGUUCAUAAGCGGACAGUCACUCUGAUACUUGACUGUAAAAAGAAGUUCAGCAAAACUCUGGGCAGAAGUGGGCACCCCAUUAUCGAUACUUCAGGCAUCAUGGUGUUUGGAACCAGGAUCCUGGAUGAAGAGGUCUUUCAGGGAGAUAUUCAGCAGCUCCUGAUCGUUGAUGACCACAGGGCUGCCCAUGACUACUGCGAGCACUUCAGCCCUGACUGUGAGGUGCCUGUCCCAGACUUCCCCCAGAAUCAGGAACCCAACUUCUAUGAUUAUGCACCUGAAGAAGACGCCUAUUACUAUGAGUACCCUUACUAUGAGGACAUAGACAAGAAGUCAACUGAGUCCCCACCUCCUCCAGAAGAAGUAGCAGGACUUGAUUCCCAUGAGGACACGGUGACUGCUAUGUGGAAAGAUAUGCUGGUGAAGGCGAAAGUGGAGGCUGCCAAGACCAGAGAGGAGUCAUACAUGGAAGAGGGCACCCCCUAUGGGGCAUACGUGGAUUAUGAGACCUAUGAAGCUUCAACAGCAUCCCCAGAUACUGCCAGCAAAGUAAUCAUUAGUAGCAGCGUAGAUCACGGCACUGGGGGCGGAGUGGAUCUGGGCAUAACACUGGAUGGGGAGAUUAGCCUGGGCACUAGGGCUGUCCUGGAGAAGAAGAUCAUCACUAGAGACGAACACACAUCAGUCACUAUUACCCACAACAGCACGCACGUUAUAACUUAUGAUGACGGAUAUGGGGAAGGAAUUGACCUACAGUACAAGGAGGAAGUCCACAGUCAAGGGCACACUGGAGGAGAGGCUGUUACUGAAAGCACUGGAGGCAAUGGGGUGGCCACUGCAGACAAUGAGGUGGGCACAGGAGGCAGUGAAGCAGGAACUGGAAGCAGUGAAGUGGGCAUUGUAGGUGGUGAGGCAGGCACUGAUCUUGCAGAGAUCGGAGAUCUGAAAUCAGAUGUUACAGAGAUCACAGAUCUGGAUGGCUUCAAAGAAGAAUCAAUCACAGACUACGAUGAUGAAGACAUGAAGGAGGCAUAUUAUGCUUACCCUGACUAUGCAGACCCAGAGGAGAAGCUUUUACCAGCAAAGACUGAUGAAACCUUUGAAGAGGUUGAUGCAGAGAGAGGAGAGAAGGGGCAGAAAGGAGAGUCUGCCAUCGUAGAGCCUGGAAUGUUGGUAGAGGGUCCCACUGGUCCAGAAGGUCCCAUUGGUCUUCCAGGCCUCAGAGGAGCACCAGGUCCUCCUGGUACCCCUGGAGAUCCUGGGGAGAGAGGUCCUGAUGGUCAGCCAGGGCUUCCAGGUGCUGAUGGUCUGCCAGGACCCCCAGGAACUGUCCUAAUGAUGCCUUUCCGAUUCAGUGCAGCAUCUGAUUCAAGUCAGAAGGGUCCCGCUGUUUCAGCCCAGGAGUCCCAGAUGCAGUCUAUGAUGCAGCAGGCCCGGCUGGCCAUGCGGGGACCAACUGGCCCAAUGGGUCUGACCGGGAGAUCUGGCCCUCUGGGGCCCCCGGGUAUUGGUGGACUGAAAGGAGAGCCUGGAGAAAGCGGCCUCCAGGGACCCCGUGGCCCCAUGGGAUCACCAGGUCCAUCCGGGAAACCGGGACGACGAGGCCGAGCGGGUGCAGAUGGUGCUAGGGGAAUGCCAGGACAAUCGGGACCAAAGGGGGAGAGAGGAUUUGAUGGCCUGGGUGGACUACCUGGAGAAAAGGGAAACAGAGGUGAGGUGGGGCUUCUUGGGUCCCGUGGACCACAAGGAGAAGACGGAGAAAGGGGAGACAAUGGCGAGGCUGGCCCACGGGGGCUGCCUGGGGAAUCUGGGCCUCGUGGUUUGCUGGGGCCAAAGGGACCUCCCGGACCCCCAGGACCUCCGGGUGUGACUGGAGUGGAUGGCCAUCCUGGUCCUAAAGGAAGCAUUGGUCCACAGGGUGAGCCUGGCCCCCCAGGUCAGCAGGGGAGUCCAGGAGCUCAGGGCCUCCCGGGGCCACAGGGACCCAUAGGCCCACCCGGAGAGAAGGGUCCACUGGGGAAACCAGGUCUGCCUGGAAUGGCUGGAGCUGACGGCCCCCCGGGUCACCUAGGAAAAGAAGGCCCACCUGGAGAGAAAGGAAAUGUGGGGCCUGUUGGUCCCCAGGGGUCUAUUGGCUAUCCUGGGCCCAGAGGAGUGAAGGGAACAGACGGGGUACGAGGACUAAAGGGACACAAAGGCGAAAAGGGAGAAGAUGGGUUCCCUGGAUUCAAAGGGGAUAUGGGCAUCAAGGGUGACAGGGGGGAGAUAGGACCCGGUGGCCCUAGAGGUGAAGAUGGACCAGAGGGUCCAAAGGGGCGAGGCGGCCUCCCUGGAGACUCAGGUCAGGCGGGUCCAAUGGGAGAGAAAGGCAAGUUGGGAGUUCCAGGAUUGCCUGGAUAUCCAGGAAGACAAGGUCCAAAGGGAUCGCAGGGAUUUCAAGGCUUCCCAGGAGCCAAUGGAGAAAAAGGAACUCGAGGCAUAGCUGGAAAGGCUGGUCCAAGGGGGCAGAGAGGACCCACAGGGCCCCGUGGGGAAAGGGGCCCGAGGGGCCCUACAGGGAAGUCAGGACCAAAGGGUACCUCAGGACAUGAUGGGCCCCCUGGACCACUAGGCGAAAGGGGCCUACCUGGCCCUCAGGGGCCUACAGGAUUCCCUGGACUGAAGGGCCCCCCGGGUCCAGCUGGGAAAGAUGGACUGCCAGGGCAUCCUGGACAGAGAGGAGAAACUGGUUUCCAAGGUAAAUCUGGCCCCCCUGGCCCUCCUGGUGUAGUGGGACCACAGGGCCCCACAGGCGAAACAGGCCCGAUGGGAGAUCGGGGACACCCCGGGCCCCCAGGGCCUCCAGGAGAGCAGGGCCUGCCUGGACCUGCAGGAAAAGAGGGAGCAAAGGGUGACCCUGGUCCCAGUGGCCCAGGUGGGAAGGAUGGCCCUCCAGGACAGAGGGGGUUCCCUGGCGAACGAGGAUUGCCUGGACCACUGGGGGCAGCAGGACUUAAAGGAAACGAGGGCCCUACCGGUUCCCCUGGACCUUCAGGCUCCCCUGGUGAACGGGGUCCUGCCGGUCCCGCUGGACCCACUGGGCUUCCAGGCCGUCCGGGUCCCCAGGGGCCCCCAGGCCCAGCUGGAGAGAAAGGUGGCCCGGGAGAGAAAGGCCCACUUGGUCCUGCCGGCAGAGAUGGAGCCCAGGGUCCUGUUGGGCUGCCAGGACCCGCUGGGCCCCUGGGGCCCCCUGGAGAGGACGGAGACAAGGGUGAAGUAGGUGAGCCUGGACAAAAGGGAAGCAAAGGAGACAAAGGAGAACAAGGCCCACCUGGUCCUUCCGGUCCCCAGGGCCUAAUUGGACAGCCCGGCCCUGCUGGGGCAGAUGGUGAGCCAGGACCUCGAGGGCCGCAGGGCCACUUUGGGCAGAAAGGAGAUGAAGGACCCCGGGGAUUCCCAGGCCCCCCUGGGCCACUUGGCCUGCAGGGAUUGCCUGGACCAAUAGGAGAGAAGGGAGAGACAGGAGAUGUUGGCCAACUGGGCCCUCCUGGCCCCCCAGGUCCCAGAGGACCAGCUGGCGCUUCAGGAGCAGAUGGCCCCCAGGGGUCAGUAGGCAAUGUAGGGAACCCCGGACCUGUGGGAGAGAAGGGUGAUGCUGGGGAGACAGGAGAGCCUGGUCUGCCAGGGGAAAUUGGUCCAGUUGGCCUGCGGGGUGAGAGGGGGGAAAAAGGAGAAGCUGGUCCACCUGGUUCUGCAGGGCCUCCUGGCCCUAAAGGUCCUCCUGGAGACGAUGGUCCAAAAGGCAGCCCUGGUCCAGGUGGUUUCCCUGGUGAUCCUGGUCCUCCUGGAGAGAUCGGUAUGCCUGGUAUGGAUGGCCUACCAGGUGACAAGGGAGAGGAUGGUGAACCUGGUCAACCUGGCUCUCCCGGUCCGACUGGCGAGUCUGGUCCCUCCGGCCCCACUGGGAAACACGGUGGCCCUGGUCCUGCUGGCCCUGAGGGAAGAAGAGGUGAAAAAGGAGCGAAGGGUGAGGCUGGUGUGGAAGGUCCUCCAGGAAAGACCGGUCCAGUGGGCCCUCAGGGACCCCCAGGAAAGCCUGGCUCUGAAGGCCUCAGAGGUGUCCCAGGCCCUGUGGGUGAACAAGGCCCCCCUGGUUCCAAAGGCCCAAAUGGACCUCCAGGGCCCAUGGGUCCGCCAGGAUUACCAGGUAUGAAAGGUGACACAGGGGGAAAAGGUGAAAAGGGGCACCCUGGACUCAUCGGGUUGAUUGGACCCUCGGGCGAGCAGGGAGAUAAGGGUGAAAGGGGUCUUCCAGGCCCCCAGGGAUUGACAGGAUCCAAAGGUGACAGUGGCAUUGCAGGUCCCACAGGUCCACUUGGCCCCCCUGGCCCUCCAGGACACCCAGGUCCUCCUGGUCCGAAGGGUUCAAAGGGUUCAGGCGGCUAUGCGGGUCAAAAGGGUGAGAUGGGCAUUCCUGGACCUCCAGGCCCCCCUGGUCCUCCCGGUGAAGUCAUCCAGCCCCUCCCCUUGCAGUCCUUUCCUAAGAGGAGUAAGAGGAGCAUUGAUGGCAGCCAGCUGAUGGGCAACACCGAUGGCAACAAAGACUACAAUGACGGGAUGGAGGAAAUCUUUGGUUCACUCAAUGCCUUGAAGCAGGAGAUUGAGCAUAUGAAGCACCCGCUGGGCACUCAUGCCAACCCCGCCCGCACAUGCAAGGACCUGCAGCUGUGCCACCCUGACUUCGCAGACGGCGAGUACUGGAUUGAUCCAAACCAAGGCUGCCCUGGUGACUCCUUCAAGGUUUACUGCAAUUUCACAGCAGGGGGGGAGAGCUGCAUUUACCCGGAUAAGAAGUCUGCAGGAGUGAGACUGACCUCCUGGCCAAAGGAGAUUCCUGGUUCCUGGUUCAGUGAAUUCAAACGUGGCAAAAUGAUGUCCUAUGUGGACUCUGAGGGGAACCCCAUCAGUGUGGUGCAGAUGACCUUCAUUCGCUUGCUCAGCACCUCAGCCCGGCAGAACUUCACCUACAGCUGCUCCCGCUCGACAGCCUGGCACGACAUCGUUCUCAACUCCUACGACAACGCCAUCCGAUUCCUGGGUUCCAAUGACGAGGAGAUGUCCUAUGAUAACAACUCCUACAUCACCGCUCUGGCAGAUGGCUGUGCGGCAAAGAAGGGAUAUUCAAAAACUGUGUUGGAGAUCAACACUCCCAGGGUGGAGCAGUUGCCAUUUGUGGACAUCAUGUUCAAUGAUUUUGGUGAAACCUCACAGAAAUUUGGCUUCGAGGUGGGCCCUGUCUGCUUCAGUGGAUGAGACUGAUAAUAAAAAUGUAAUGAACAGAACACUGCAAAUCAAUGAAUUACCAGAAAAACUUGUCAUGCCAACACCAGGAAAAGGAAAACAAUUCAAUAAAAAUUGUAAACUCCAUGCACCCUCUCUCUGUCACAUGCAAGUUUUGAAACUAGAGGAGUCGGUUACUGCAACUCAACACCACAUGCCCUGUACCCCUCCACAACCCCACAUCCACACUCUUAGGUGUGGUUCAGUUACUUUGCCUGAAUGCUCUAAUGUGUGCUUUUGUACCUUUGGGAAUUUCACACGCUGAGAGGGUGCGACCUGCAGUGUCUCCUCCUAUAGUGGGAAGUGGGAGAUGUGCUUCCUCCCCAGUUUUGUUUAUGUUAUAUACCCAUUCUCAGAAACAGGGUUAAUAUAUUAUAUAUGUUUGGAGGUUUUCUUGUAAUUUAUAAUGAUGAAGAUUUCAAAACAUGCAUGUGACUUUUUUAAAUCAUAUGGCUGGAGAGUCCGUUGGGAUGAAACAGAGAACAAAAACAGGAAUGAAGUGUGAGACGCCGUGCUGCAGGAGCAAAGCACAGCUGUUUGUCAUUUCAAAGUCAAAUUAUAAUAAUCCAUAUGGAAAAUUUACACAACAAUGUCAUCUCAUUGGAAUAAAGCAAAUGUUUACAACAAUGGUUUGUCUUUCUUUAUGGCUGCACCAUUUUUUAUUUUUGUAAAAUUGCUGUUGUACACUUUCUUAUUUCAGAUUGAGCUGAGUAUUUUCUUUUCAUGUAAAAAAAAUUACAGACUCAUUUUUCACUUUACCGUUUCACUAUAUCUAUGAUAUUUGCAUAAUAUAGGGAUAAUAUAUAUGUGUGGUGUCACAUUGAUACAGGCUGUGUACCUGCACAUGUACCUUGCUAUCCUCCAGCCAUGGCCAGAUUUGGACAUUGCUAAUUCCGGCCUUCUUCAACAGUGUAUAUGUUUUGUUGUGGCCUAGUCUUUUUGUUAUGCAUAACAUUAAAUUUGUAGAGAUGCUUCUGUAUAUUUGUACAGCCUACCUGGUAGCAGGUACUAAAGUUACAGAAAUAACUGUGAUAAUAGGCUUGUGGUAAUCACAGGUUAUAACAAUUUGUUAAAUGUGCGAAACACAUCACUUAUCCCGUUCACUUCUACAGGAGUUGAGUAGAACCCUGUGCAUGGCCAGUGCUUUCUCAAGGGGGAUUGUGGGUUGGCAGCAUAUGCACAACGCUUGUGUCCAUCUGGACACAAGGCUGCUUCUGCAUGGCUUUUUCUCAAUUAAAACCUUGAAGUUUCUGGCUCUUUAGUGCUUUGUUGAAGACUGAGGCUAAAGCUGAAAUUCUGUCUUCAGGGGAUAAAUGGGAAAACUUGAAGAGAGAGAGGGAGCAGGGAGGGCAGGCAGGCUGCAAACAGGGAUAUGUCAGGAUAUUACAGACCUUAAACAGCCUUUGGUGCUUGUGUUUUAUUGUUCUUAACUCAAAGUACAUCACAGAAAUGUAUUUGUUUGUGUGUAUGCAUGUUGAUUUGUCAGUUUUACCUGAUUUUACACUAAGUACAUGCAGGGCAGACGGUACCUGUUUGGGUGGCUGACUUAUUUGCAUCUUCCAGGGUUGACUGAAGCAAAUAUCUCUACACACUACCUUCAACACAUACAAUAGAGCUUGUUUACAGUCUUCAAUUUUUUAAAAUUUGUUUUUUUAAUAUGAGACUUGAACAAUUUCUGGUAGACAUGUUCCGAAAAAUAUUCUGACAUCCAGAUUUAACACCUCGUUGUCAAAGGGACCUUAAUUUACAUUGUUCUGCAACCAACAGUAAUAUGUGUUGUAGCUUUUAUCCUGCUUUGUUUGUUUUUAAGGUCUUAUUGACCCUGUAAGGAUAUAAAUUCUAUUGUUUUUAUGUCAAUAAAUUUAAAUAUCCUGUA